AUGUUGGCUGCUUUUGGGCUGGUGCUAAAUUUGCUUUUAUUAUUGGUUGCUGCCAAUUCUCACAGAGAGAGGCAUGCUGCAGUAGUGGCUAGACGGAUGGUUAACUUCGAGUCCAAUUUACACUUUAAUUCUCUCAGAACGGAUGGAACUCCGGUGUCGUUAGUCGAAUACUAUGUGUCUUCCGACUCCUGCCCUGAUGUGGACGGUCUGUCGAACAAUGGAAACCCGAUCUUAUUGCUCAGCAAGAUGAGCACCUCCUACAAGAAUUGGCAACGUAACUCUAGCGUCUCCCUCACCAUUGAGAAGGAGAAAUGGGGACAUUUCGACAGUGCAAUGAGGAAGCCAAGGGGCAAUUUCUUCGGCACCCUGAAGAAGCUGGAGUUAUCACAUAGGGAUGCCAGGCAUCUGGCAAGACAUUUCGUGAUCAGACAUCCCGAUGCCCGCCAUUGGCUUCCAGGACAGGGCGAGUCCCAUGUUCACGACACCCAGUGGUUUGAAUUCCAAGUCGAAUCGGUUUAUUUCAUCGGUGGCUUCGGUGACAGGGCCUACAUAGGCAACAUCUCCGGGGAAGCUUACCACAAGAAACUGGGCAUCGAUAAGAUUGUGGAUCCAUGCGAGUAUCUACAUUUGGAUGAGCGCCGCGGUCACGAAGAGGCUACUCAGCAGCAGGACUCGGCCUUCGAUCGGGACUCGCUCCAAGGCUUCUUCCAGUUUAUUAAGUCGAUUGUCACCCGGUAUUGA
This is a messenger RNA of Torulaspora globosa, 741 nucleotides long. RefSeq lists its product as uncharacterized. The record is from RefSeq and is a predicted model, not a curated record. The transcript has a single exon. NCBI's taxonomy places the organism in Eukaryota, Fungi, Ascomycota, Saccharomycetes, Saccharomycetales, Saccharomycetaceae. The coding region runs from base 1 to 741 and encodes 246 amino acids.